Tupaia belangeri chinensis (Chinese tree shrew) is the source of this 3117-nucleotide messenger RNA. RefSeq names its product origin recognition complex subunit 1 (gene ORC1). The transcript is spliced from 18 exons. The record is from RefSeq and is a predicted model, not a curated record. Gene Ontology annotation, molecular function: DNA replication origin binding; ATP hydrolysis activity; ATP binding. Gene Ontology annotation, biological process: DNA replication initiation; mitotic DNA replication checkpoint signaling. The coding region runs from base 286 to 2871 and encodes 861 amino acids. Gene Ontology annotation, cellular component: nuclear origin of replication recognition complex. Lineage: Eukaryota; Metazoa; Chordata; Mammalia; Scandentia; Tupaiidae.
CGCCGUUUGGCGCGAAGUUUUCUUUUCUCCACCUUCUUGUCUUAGCUAGCAGGCACCGGCUUUGGCUCAGGCCAGUGGCCUGUGACUGUUCAAAGACGAGCUCGGCUGGUGCAAGUCAGAGUUGCCGCAGUCCCUGGAGCUCCCGACAGGGAGGCAGUAGGAAGUUGGAGGACUUGCAGCCAACCCGAGGAAGUUUCGGCACCCGUUACUCAUAAUACUCACAUCCAGGAUCUGUCAGCUGCAAGGGAAAAUACCCCUUCCAACUGCCAGUGCAAUACAGAAGCCAUGGCAUACUACCCUACAAGACUGAAGACCAGGCGAUCUUAUUCAUGGGUUGGCAGGCCAUUGUUGGAUCGAAAACUACACUACCAAACCUACAAAGAAAUACGUGUGAAAAUGGAAGGUUCCAGUGAGAUUCAUGUCCAGGUUGGACAGUUUGUUCUGAUUGAAGGGGAUGAUGAGAAAAACCCGUAUGUUGCUAAAUUGAUUGAGUUGUUUGAAGAUGAUUCUCAACCUCGUUUCAAGAAACGCGCUCGAGUACAGUGGUUAGUUCGAUUUUGUGAAGUCCCUGUUUGUAAACAGCAUUUGCUGGGGCGGACACCUGAUGCAGAGGAGAUAUUCUGGUAUGAUUACCCUGCAUACGACUGCAACAUUAAUGCUGAGACCAUCAUUGGCUGUGUUCGGGUAGUAGCAUUAGCCCCAGAUGAAGUGAUUCCUAUGGACCUGAAAAAUGAGAAGACACUUUUUGUGAAGCUAUCUUGGAAUGAAAAUAAUUUCAGGCCACUAUCUCCAGAACUAUUUGCAGAGUUGAAUAAAUUGCAGGAAGGGAGCCCCGAGUGCCAGAACCCCGUGGGAGCCAAGACUAAGAGCACAGAAAACCCUUCUUGGACCACAGCAGAACAUGUGGUCAAAAGGAUAGAAUCGAAACAUUCUGCCUCCAAAUCUUGUCAAACUCCUGUACAUCCUGUCACCCCACGGGCAAGGAAGAGGUUGGAGCUUGGCUGUUUCCCAACGACACCUAGCACUAAGAUUUCCCAGCAGACUUCACAUGCCUCCGUAGAGUCUCCGAGGAGAAUUAAACGGAAAAUGGUCUUUGGAAUCACCUCGCCUUCUAAGAAGUCUCAGCCUGAUAGAAUUGAGAACUCAUCUCCACUUCUGAAAGCCUCAGAGGAAACUAGAGAGAUUCGACUCUCUUGUACUGAGGAUGACAAGGCUUCACCUGAAAGUCACAUGACCCUGAGAACCCGAGUUCCAGCUAUGAAAACCACAGAGAUUACUAAGGAGAGCAUGCUUAACCCUACCAAAGGGGGACGAAAAUCCUCAGGGGUGCCUGCUAUGGUUCUGAAGCCAGAAAUCAUCAGAAAGAGGGAGGCAAAAGAACCAGAAACUCAGAAGAUAGCCACCCCUACUCAUCGUACUCGCAGAGAGAGUUCUCGCUUGACUUUGAAUCGGAUUAGGCAGCAGCUUCGCUUUCUAGGUAAUGGUAAACAUGACCAAGAAGAGGAAGAGUUUCUGCCACCAUCAAAGAGUACAGACUCUAGCAGUGAGGAGGAGGAGGAAGGGGCCCCCCCACCACCCUUUCCAAGGAGGACAACCCGAAGUAUGUCUAAGAAUCUGCGUUCUUCUCGGAAGUCCAUACAGGCCUCCUCCAAGACACCAAAGAAAACUUCCACGCCUAGAACACCACGUCAUGCCUCUCCUCAGAUCCGCAGCCGAAACCUAGCAGCUCCAGAGCCGGCCAGCAUACUGGAGGAGGCCCGGCUGAGGCUGCAUGUUUCUGCCAUACCGGAGUCUCUGCCCUGUCGGGAACAGGAAUUUCAAGACAUCUACAACUUCGUAGAAAGCAAACUCCUUGACCGAACUGGAGGGUGCAUGUACAUCUCCGGUGUCCCAGGGACAGGGAAGACUGCCACUGUGAACGAGGUGAUUCGCUGCCUGCAGCAGGCAGCCCAGACAAAUGAUCUCCCCCCCUUUCAAUACGUCGAAGUCAAUGGCAUGAAGCUGACGGAGCCCCACCAAGUCUAUGUGCACAUUUGGCAGAAGCUAACAGGCCAAAAGGCAACAGCUAACCAUGCAGUAGAACUGCUGGCAAAGCGAUUCCGCACGGAGAGAUCCCCUCAGGAAACCACCAUCCUGCUUGUGGAUGAGCUUGACCUCCUGUGGACUCACAAACAAGACGUGAUGUACAAUCUCUUUGACUGGCCCACUCACAAGGAGGCCCAGCUAGUGGUCCUGACAAUCGCUAACACAAUGGACCUGCCAGAGCGAAUCAUGAUGAACCGUGUGUCAAGCCGACUGGGUCUUACCAGGAUGUCCUUCCAGCCUUACACUCACAGCCAGCUGCGCCAGAUCCUAGUGUCCCGUCUCAAACGUUUAAAGGCCUUUGAGGAUGAUGCCCUCCAGUUGGUGGCAAGGAAGGUGGCAGCCCUCUCCGGAGAUGCGCGGCGCUGCCUGGACAUCUGUAGGCGUGCCACAGAGAUCUGCGAGUUCUCCCACCAGAAGCCUGAGUCCCCGGGCCUGGUCACGGUAGCUCACUUAAUGGAAGCUGUGGAUGAGAUGUUUUCAUCUUCGUAUAUCACUGCCAUCAAAAAUUCCUCUGUUCUGGAACAGAGCUUCCUGAGAGCCAUCCUUGCAGAGUUCCAUCGAUCAGGACUGGAAGAAGCAACAUUAAAGCAGAUAUAUAGUCAGCACGUGGCACUGUGCAGAAUGGAGGGACUGCCGUACCCCACCAUGUCAGAGACCAUGGCUGUGUGUUCCCGCCUGGGCUCCUGCCGCCUCCUCCUCACAGAGCCCAACAGGAACGACUUGCUGCUCCGCGUGCGGCUCAACAUCAGCCAGGACGACGUGCUCUACGCGCUAAAAGAAGAGUGAAAGGGCUUCGCGAGGAAGGAGGGUGGUCUGCUGCUUUCUAAUAGUCCAAUUUCCUUUUCUAAGCACAAGAAAUUCUUGUAGCCAAGGACAGUAAAUGGAAAUGGCUGUCAUGUAUUUUGGAAUUGUUCAUUAAAUAAUUUGCUUUUUUUCAGAGUUUGGGAAGUUUAUAGUCAUCACAGACAUCAGGUUACAAAAAUCCAAUUGUCCUUCUUACUAAAGGCCCUACCUCUGGCUUUUUUUUCCGUC